GGAGGGAGGAGGGGGUUGCUGGCCUCGGUCUUGCAAUUUGUCUGACCUGCUAACAUCAAACGUUAUAUCACACAGGGGUCCAGUCGUCCAACCUGUAUCGGGACGGGGGGGUUAAUAUCGGUCCGAGUUGAAGCGGGUUACACAUGCUAUCUGGACAGUGACAUUGGUAUGACACCGUUGACCUGCGACCAUACACAGUGACAGUGUCAACGGAAUUGUCCUCCGGAAGAAACUGUCAAGACUUGUUUUGGUUCCAUCGUGCUCUUUUACGAGUCGACAGACCUUGACUAAAGUAUGUCUUGCCCAUGCACAUCGGCCGCGAGGAUAUUCUUGAAUUCGGCACAGAGAGGGCUGUCUUGUUCUCGGGUUCAGCUCUAUGCUUUGAGCAGACCUGGUUGGGGUUUUCGUGAAGCUCCUCUACCUCGCAUAGUCCGAGUGAGAUCCUUCCAUGAAACUGCAGUAUGUUUUGCCUCUAAAGAUGGAACGACUAAGGAUGGAUCCGGCGAUGGAGGAAAGAAGAGCAUCAGUGAAGGAAAGAGAUUGGCGGGUUCUUCUGGUGGAUCAGGGAAGGGGGGUAACCAGCUGCACUGUCCCAAAUGUGGAGACCCAUGUACACAUGUGGAGACCUUUGUAUCGUCGACACGUUUUGUGAAGUGUGAGAAAUGCCAUCACUUCUUCGUGGUUCUCUCUGAGACGGACUCUAAGAAGGGCCUGAAUAAAGAAGCAGAGUCGCCCGCUGAGGCUGUCAAAAUGGCCUUCGCACAGAAACCUCCCCCGCCACCCAAAAAGAUCUAUGCCUACCUGGACAAGUACGUAGUGGGUCAGUCCUAUGCAAAGAAAGUGCUGGCGGUAGCUGUGUAUAAUCACUACAAGAGAAUCUACAACAACAUCCCUGCUGGGAGCAGACAGGUGGAGGUGGAGAAACAGGCCUCGCUCACUCCACGAGAACUAGAGACGAGAAGACGGGAGGAUGAGUACAGAUUCACAAAACUCCUUCAAAUAGCAGGGAUCAGUCCCCAUGGCAACGCCCUGGGAGCUUCCAUGCAGCAACAGGCCACUCAGCAGGCUCCUCAGGAGAGGAGGGGCGGAGACGUGUUAGACUCCACACACACCGACAUCAAACUGGAGAAGAGCAACAUCGUGCUGCUAGGCCCCACCGGAUCAGGCAAGACGUUGUUGGCCCAGACCCUGGCCAAGUGUCUAGAUGUACCCUUUGCCAUCUGUGACUGUACCACCCUGACCCAGGCUGGCUACGUGGGGGAGGAUAUCGAGUCUGUUAUCGCCAAGCUGCUGCAGGAUGCAAACUACUCUGUGGAUAAAGCACAGCAAGGCAUAGUGUUUCUUGAUGAGGUGGACAAGAUUGGCAGUGUUCCUGGGAUCCACCAGCUCAGAGACGUAGGAGGAGAGGGUGUACAACAGGGUCUGCUCAAACUCCUGGAGGGCACGAUAGUGAGCGUUCCAGAGAAGAACUCCAGGAAGUUGAGAGGAGAAACGGUGCAGGUGGACACCACUAACAUCCUGUUCGUAGCGUCAGGGGCCUUCAACGGACUCGACAGAAUCGUCAGCAGACGGAAGAAUGAAAAGUACCUGGGCUUUGGCACGCCCUCCAACAUGGGUAAGGGUCGUCGUGCGGCGGCAGCAGCCGACCUGGCUAACAGUAGUGAACAGACCGACAUGGUGGCAGAGAUGGAGGAGAAGGACCGGCUGCUGAAGCUCGUGGAGGCCCGGGACCUCAUUGAGUUUGGGAUGAUCCCGGAGUUUGUCGGGCGUCUGCCUGUGGUGGUACCUCUACACAGUCUGGAUGAAGAGACGCUGGUCCGUAUCCUGACAGAACCACGCAACGCCGUCAUACCACAGUACCAGGCCCUGUUCAGCAUGGACAAGUGUGAACUGAACGUAACGACAGAUGCUCUGAGGGCCAUCGCCAGGCUGGCUCUGGAGAGAAAGACUGGAGCCCGGGGCCUGAGGUCCAUCAUGGAGAAGCUUCUUCUGGAGCCCAUGUUCGAGGUGCCAUGUUCAGACAUCAUGUCUGUGGAGUUAACCAAGGACGUCGUCCUGGGCAAAUCAGAACCACAAUACGGCAGGGCUCCAGCAGAGGAGGACUACGACUCUGGUAUUGAAGAGGAGAACUGGCCCAGACAGGUGGAUGCGGCAGCUAACAACUGAUCGGAUCUCCCUCCCCCUGUCCAGUCAUUCAUUUCAACAACUGUCACAUCUACAAUCAUUUAGAACACCUUCUAGAACAUUUGGAAGCCAACUGUAGGUUCCUGGAAUUCCAGCCCCUGAGCCAUCUAAACAGACCUCCGUCUGGCUCUGUAGACCACAACUAAAACCACACCAUAUACAACCGUAGACCACUACUAAAACCACACCAUAAAACCGUUUCUCUGAGGAAGUGUUUUCAUAAUGAACAACACGGAUUUGAGCUCUAGAAGUACCUUCUUUUUUUUCUUGGUCCUGUGAAUUGGACAGUAGGCUAAUUCUUUAAGUUGUUAGAAAAUGAAAAUGGACCUGCUAUAGUGUAUAUAUUUUAAAAAAAAUGGUUGGGGUAGGUAGUGUAAUUUGUCUGUUCUCUCUCCUCUUGUGUUGUGGUGAUGACCGAUUGAAAUGACAAUGGAAACAAAUACAACAUGACUGGGAUCAUAUUUUACACUUGAAGACUUAACCAGGGCUAAGGAAUGUUCCGGUUUACUAUCAAAUCAAAGUUGAUUUGUCACGUGCGCUGAAUACAACACAAUACAGUGACAUGCUGACUUACAGGCUCUAACCAAUAGUGCAGAAAGGGUAUUAGAUGAUCAAUAGGUAAGUAAAGAAAUAAAACAACAGUAAAAAGACAGGCUAUAUACAGUAGAGAGGCUAUAUACAGUAGAGAGGCUACAUACAGUAGCUGUGAGACGCUGUGUCUAUAAAAGUAGCGAGGCUACAUACAGACACCGGUUAGUCAGGCUGAUUUGAGGUAGUAUGUACAUGUAGAUAUGGUUAUCGUCAAUGUUACAUAACAAUAUACAACUAAUGCCCUGACUGUCACCAGCAGACCGGGGUUCAAAUACUAUUUGAAAUUGUUCACAUGCAUACAUACAUACAUACAUACAUACAUACAUACAUACAUACAUACAUACAUACAUACAUACAUACAUACUUUGGAGUGUUUUCUGUCGCCUGCUUAAGAGUGCCAGGUGGGUGGGAUUUGUACUUUUGGUAAUAUGCUGUUAGUUCCAUUGCAACAGUGAAGUUCAAUUGAGCCCAGCUAAAGUAUUUGAUAUGAUUUCAAGUAGUAUUUGAACCCAGCUCUCUAGAUGUAUGAUAUUCCAUAAUGAGCACAUCAUCAUUGUGAUGUUUUUGUUUCUAUGGAGUUAAAUUGGUGCCAAAAGUUUUCUGUCAGUAAUUUAACUCCGUAUUUCGUCCCAUCUACUAUUUUAACGGAAUUUAUAAUGAACAUAACUGGCCUGUAAAAUUGUCUUGUAUUAAAGCUUCAGUUUAGAAUCCGUUUGUAUCACAGCAACACACCUGUCGUUAGGGGAAACAUCAUAACAGCGUACUACACCCUACUCCAGCACACUAAACAGAGUGGCGAUGUGUUCAAAAUGGCACCCUAUUCGACCAGGACCUCUGGUUAAAAAUAGGGCACUAUAUAAGGAAUAGGCUGCUUUUUCAGACGCUGACCGUUUGACUUUUUAGUGACUUUUUUUCCUUCUUUUUUUUUUACGUUGAGAAUGUUUAUUUCUGCAGUGUUGUAACCCCCCUUCUAGAAACCCACUCUCUAGGGAGUGUAUCUGUCAGCUCUCUUUAACCUCACAGGGUUACCUACUGUUAGAUCGAUAUCAAGCGGGGCAAGGGCUUGAUAUUCAAAAAGGUUUCAGAGUUGCUGACCUAGGAUCAGGUGCUCCCGGUCCAUAUAAUAGUAUUCAUUCUAAUCUAAGAAGGAUAAACUGAUCCUAGAUUCUUACUCUGAUAUUCUUUCUGAAUGUUUUACUUUGCUCUGUCUGGGUCAAGCUUCACCCGCGCCACCUCCCCUGUAGUGAUGCUCCAGUAUGUCGUGUUACUAAAAUGGUCCCUCAAUCACUAGGCACUUCUGCAAUUAAGCCUUUUAACUAUUUCUAUCCACAUUGAACCAUGGCUGUUCUCUGUCGUGUCAUGCUGGUAUGUGCUAUUAUAAUACAAUCACCAUAAUAAUACAAUUGUUUGUGUUCCUUUUAUGCUUCUCUUCUCAACGGUCAAUCAUAAUAACAUGUAAAAAUCUCCAUUUAUUGAUGUGAUUGUUUAAAUAUUAUAAAUAAAAUGUAUAUCUCUGUACAGAA
Molecule: messenger RNA, 4298 nt
Organism: Oncorhynchus keta (chum salmon)
Lineage: Eukaryota; Metazoa; Chordata; Actinopteri; Salmoniformes; Salmonidae
Product: ATP-dependent Clp protease ATP-binding subunit clpX-like, mitochondrial
Exons: 15
Coding region: 295-2166 (623 amino acids)
Biological process (GO): protein catabolic process; protein folding; proteolysis
Cellular component (GO): mitochondrial matrix
Molecular function (GO): zinc ion binding; protein dimerization activity; ATP-dependent protein folding chaperone
Source: RefSeq, a predicted model, not a curated record